GAUAUCUAUUCAAGAAACCUGAUUUCUGCCUCCAAUCCGACCGCAGAGAAAAUAAUUCAGCUCCUCCGUACCAAAACCAAGAGCCACAAAUUAGAUCGAAGAUCAAGAAACAAGAAUCAAGAUCAAGGAAUGGAUAUGAUUCCCCAAUCGAUGGACAUCUCUUCCUACGCAUCGGCCACAAACCUCAACAUCAUCUCAGCCUCCUCCUCCUUCUCCUCCGCCUCCGCCUCGGCCUCCGGCGCCGCAGCACCGCAACCGGUCUCAUCCUCAGCUGCGGUGACGAACUCGAGCCGGUACGAGAACCAGAAGAGGAGGGACUGGAACACGUUCGGACAGUACUUGAGGAACCACCGACCGCCGCUGUCUCUGUCCCGAUGCAGCGGAGCUCACGUGCUCGAGUUCCUGCGCUACUUGGACCAAUUCGGAAAGACCAAAGUCCACACCCCGAUGUGCCACUUCUACGGUCACCCUAACCCGCCGGGGCCGUGCCCUUGCCCUCUCCGGCAAGCGUGGGGAAGCCUCGACGCCCUCAUCGGUCGCCUUCGAGCCGCCUUUGAGGAGCACGGGGGCAAGCCUGAGGCCAACCCCUUCGGAGCUCGAGCCGUGAGGCUCUAUCUCCGUGAGGUGAGAGAUAUGCAGAGCAAAGCGAGAGGUGUGAGCUACGAGAAGAAGAAGCGGAAGCGCCCUCCUCAUCCUCCCCCGCCGUCUUCCUCCGCCGCCGGAGAUGGAGGAGUUGGCGAUAUGCAGUUUCAGUUUCAGCAGCCGCCUCCGGGUACUACUAGCUAAGUUCUAGUACUGCUGGUUAAAAAUUUGGAGUUUGAUGACGAAUUUGCUGAGAACCCAGAUGAGGAAAACGAAUCAUUUCAUGUAUGCGAUGUAUGAAUUCGACGAAUGUUUCUUGAUUUGUGUGGUAUUGCUAGAUUUUUCUUAGGGUCAUGUUUAGGGUUUUUAGUGCAGCAGACAGCAAACUCGUUGAACUCGUUCUAGUUUUCCUGCUUAGAGUUGCGCCCUUCCUUUGUAGCGAGGUAGGUCUUUUUAUUCGUUUUAUCAAAUAAAAAACUUGUCGCCAUA
Messenger RNA from Tarenaya hassleriana, 1071 nucleotides. Its product is annotated as protein LIGHT-DEPENDENT SHORT HYPOCOTYLS 3-like. Bases 130 to 786 code for a protein of 218 amino acids. Gene Ontology annotation, biological process: response to light stimulus; mRNA transcription. Gene Ontology annotation, cellular component: nucleus. NCBI's taxonomy places the organism in Eukaryota, Viridiplantae, Streptophyta, Magnoliopsida, Brassicales, Cleomaceae. The record is from RefSeq and is a predicted model, not a curated record. The transcript has a single exon.